Messenger RNA from Fusarium mangiferae, 924 nucleotides. RefSeq lists its product as uncharacterized. Bases 1 to 924 code for a protein of 307 amino acids. The record is from RefSeq and is a predicted model, not a curated record. NCBI's taxonomy places the organism in Eukaryota, Fungi, Ascomycota, Sordariomycetes, Hypocreales, Nectriaceae. The transcript is spliced from 3 exons.
AUGGCCAUCAUUGCUGUCGCUGGAGGCGCCGGAAAACUCGGCCGUGCGAUCGUUGAAGCGAUCGUUGAGCAGGGUCAGCAUACCGUGGUAGUCCUGGCUCGAGAGGCUAAGGAUGCACCAGGGGCCAAGGUUAUCGCCGUGGACUAUACCAACGCCGAUGAGCUUGCAGCCACUCUUGAGGUCAAUAACAUCGAGACUGUCAUAUCCACCAUCAACGCUAUGGACGACGUGUCGGCUGAGCUGAGCUUGAUCAAAGCAGCUGAAAAGUCAGCAUCUACCAAACGAUAUAUCCCUAGUAUUUGGGGCAUAAAAUACACCGAAGAGAUAGCAUCGUAUUUCCCCAUCGGCGGGGCCAAGCUUAAAGUUCUUGCUGCAUUGGAAGCAACCUCCAGCCUCAAAUAUACUGCCGUGUACAACGGCUACUUUGCUGACUACUGGGUACUCCCCAAGGUCAAGUCUUACCAAGCCCCUCUCGCUAUAGUAGUCGAUAUUGCGAACGAUUUUGCUGCUGUUCCUGGGACUGGUAACGAGCUUGUGGCUUUUACGCAUACCUUUGACAUCGCUCGCUUUGUCACGGCGCUUGUCGGGGCAUCUAAGUGGGACAAGGAGUCCUACAUCAUUGGGGACAAGGUGUCGUGGAAUCAGUUCGUGCAGUACGCUGAAGAAGCCAAGGGUGUCAAGUUCACGAUCACGCAUGACUCGAUCGAGGACCUCAAAGCUGGUAAAAUCACGGAACUGCCGUCUCACCCGCACAUGUACCCCUUCUUCCCCAAGCCUAUGCUGCAGGGCCUUUUGGCUGCUUUUGGCCGGAUGUUUGUUGAAGGAGUGUUUGACUUCAAGCCUGAGCGCACGCUCAAUGAGGAGUUCCCUGAGGUCAAGGCUCGAAAGAUCAAGGAUCUUCUCUUUGAGGCUUGGAGACAGUAG